Molecule: messenger RNA, 3821 nt
Organism: Arvicanthis niloticus (Nile rat)
Lineage: Eukaryota; Metazoa; Chordata; Mammalia; Rodentia; Muridae
Gene: Ntng2
Product: netrin G2
Biological process (GO): animal organ morphogenesis; tissue development; axonogenesis
Source: RefSeq, a predicted model, not a curated record
UGGUGGGAUGGUGUGUUAAAGCCACACAGAGGAAGUUACGCAGCCCGGAUCAGACAGGGAGAUAAAAGCCCCGAUGGUGACCGUGAGUGAUGGCAAGAGGAUUUAGCCUCGGCAUUAACUUGGAGCGGAGUGCAGGGGGGCGGUGAGGCGCCCCGCCAUCUGGCCGGCGCCGCGCCAGGGGGGAUGCUCAGGCGCCUGGACCAGCAGCAGCGAAGCCCACCCAGGCCGGGGGCUGAGUGGGGCGCGCGUGCAGGUUCUCCCCUGGCUGCCCAGGGGGCCCCAAAAGUUUGCACUUGUUAGCAGCGACCUCCCGAUCGGCCCGGGAGGGCGAUGCAAGCGGCACGGUUGGCCCCCUUCCCUGGCCCGCGUCUUCGGGACGGCUGCGGGCGGGCCCCCCGGCGGCCCGAGGGUUCCCCAGCCCAGAUCUGACGGAGGCUACCGCAGCGGCGGCGCGGGGCAGAAGUCCCCGGCUCUCAACCCUGCAGCUCCUGCGCCCACCCAGCACCCGCCAGAGGGUGGCGGUCUCCAGCCUCUCGGGGCUCACUCUGGGAAGCUGCUCCGAGCCCGGGUGCUCCCGCUAAUGAACACAUUCUCUUUCUUCUCUCUGCACAAUGAAAGCCAAGCCAGAGCCCAGGUACCUGGAUGAAGUGAGAGUUGAGGUCUCUGGAAUUUCACGAUAAGUGGCCGAUGGCCACUAGCCAAGGUCAGCUGGCCCCCACUUGUGCCUGAGCAGAGGCAAGUGACCACUCCAGUUAACACGUCAGUGGCUUUUUUAUAGUCCAGUCACACGGUCAUUGUCACUUUCAGCCCAUAUGAAAAGAAAUCUUUUUUAUUGGUCUGAGAGACCAAGUCCAGUCCUCUUCACCAUGCAGGCUGCUAUGCAGUUGUGUGGAGCACACUGCACAUUAAGGGCCCUUUAAAGUCCUGGAUUGAUUGGAAGGACAAAAAUUAAAAGCAAUCUGAUCCAGCCCCAUGCCGGAUUCCUGCGGACUUCCUCCUUAUCCCAUUUCCACCAUCCACUGUCACAAUUUGAGAGUCUGCCCGAUUUGAUCAGCUUCACCUCUAGGGGAGGUGUAACACCAAGGUUAGGAGGACGCCAAGUUACCGGCAACUUUUUGAUCUGCCCAUCAGCAGCCUGAGAAACGCUGGCUCUGGAUUUUCUGUAUAAGCCAUUUGGAAAGCACAAGCUCCCACCGUUGGCAGACCUGCAGUGUUCAAGUCAAUGGUACAUCCCAGCCACCAUCGCCUGGUAGAUGUGGCAUUUCCAUGCUGAGGUCCCAAGUGCCCCCUGACCCCACCACCACCUCACCAGUGCCCCUCUGGGCCCCACCCAUUCGGACUGCGCAGCCAUGCUGCGCCUGCUGGCCCUCUUCCUGCACUGCCUCCCGCUGGUCUCUGGGGACUAUGACAUCUGCAAAUCCUGGGUGACCACAGAUGAGGGCCCCACCUGGGAGUUCUACGCCUGCCAGCCCAAGGUGAUGCGUCUGAAGGAUUAUGUCAAGGUCAAAGUGGAGCCCUCAGGCAUCACAUGCGGAGAUCCCCCUGAAAGAUUCUGUUCCCACGAGAACCCCUACCUGUGCAGUAACGAGUGUGAUGCCUCCAACCCGGACCUGGCCCACCCACCCCGGCUGAUGUUUGACAGGGAAGAUGAGGGACUGGCCACCUACUGGCAAAGUGUCACAUGGAGUCGCUACCCCAGUCCGCUGGAAGCCAACAUCACCCUCUCAUGGAAUAAGAGUGUGGAGUUGACAGACGACGUGGUGAUGACUUUCGAGUAUGGCCGGCCCACGGUGAUGGUCCUCGAGAAGUCCCUGGACAAUGGCCGCACCUGGCAGCCCUAUCAGUUCUAUGCAGAGGACUGCAUGGAGGCCUUCGGCAUGUCUGCCCGCCGCGCCCGAGACAUGUCACCCUCCAGCGCCCACCGGGUCCUCUGCACUGAGGAGUACUCACGCUGGGCAGGGUCCAAGAAAGAGAAGCAUGUGCGCUUUGAAGUAAGGGACCGCUUCGCCAUCUUUGCUGGCCCUGACCUGCGUAACAUGGACAACCUGUACACGAGGAUGGAGAGCGCCAAGGGCCUCAAGGAGUUCUUCACCUUCACUGACCUGCGCAUGCGCCUGCUGCGUCCCGCGCUAGGUGGCACCUAUGUGCAGCGAGAGAACCUCUAUAAGUACUUCUACGCCAUCUCCAAUAUCGAAGUCAUCGGCAGGUGUAAGUGCAACCUGCAUGCCAACCUGUGCACGGUACGAGAGGGCAGCCUGCAGUGUGAGUGUGAACACAACACCACGGGCCCUGACUGUGGCAAGUGCAAGAAGAACUUCCGCACACGUGCCUGGCGAGCUGGCUCCUACCUGCCACUGCCCCAUGGCUCUCCCAAUGCCUGUGCGGCUGCAGGCUCCGCCUUUGGCAACUGCGAGUGCUACGGCCACUCCAACCGCUGCAGCUACAUUGACUUCCUGAACGUAGUGACCUGCGUCAGCUGCAAACACAACACUCGAGGACAACACUGUCAGCACUGCCGCCUGGGCUACUACCGCAAUGGCUCUGCCGAGUUGGAUGACGAGAACGUCUGCAUUGAAUGUAACUGUAACCAGAUCGGCUCCGUGCACGAUCGAUGCAAUGAGACAGGCUUCUGCGAGUGCAGGGAGGGCGCAGUGGGGCCCAAGUGCGACGACUGCCUUCCCACGCACUACUGGCGCCAAGGAUGCUAUCCUAACGUGUGCGACGACGACCAGCUGCUCUGCCAGAACGGCGGCACCUGCGAGCAGAACAAGCGCUGCGCCUGCCCGCCAGGCUACACCGGCAUACGCUGCGAGCAGCCCCGCUGUGAUCUCGCUGACGACGCUGGCCCGGACUGUGACCGCGCGCCAGGCGCCGCCCCGAGCCCCGACACUCUGCUCGGAUGCCUGCUGCUGCUCGGGUUGGCCGCCCGUCUGGCCUGCUGAGCCCAUUCUAGGGGUCCGGGGAUCCCGGGCCCGGCGGCGACACGGGUGCGGCUGAGCUGCUCCCAGGUGCUACUCGCAGAGUCAUCCCGCCCUCCCUGCUCCGCCCGCGCUCACCAGACCCGCCUGGCACUGCCCGCGCCGGCCACAGGGGGCGCUGUGGAGCCCUGGCCCGGCGGACUGCGGAUUUUCAGUUUUUUAUGACCUAAUGUCUUUAUCAUUUUCCAUUUUCUUAUGUUUCUGUCUUUGUUCUCUCUUUUUUCCUCCUCCUCCUCCUCUUUCUCUUCUUCUUCUCCUCCUCCUCUUCCCCCCUCCCUCCUCCUCCUUUUCCCCCUCCCCUCCUCCCUCUUCCCCUCCUUCCUCUCCUCCUUCUCCUUUCCCUCCGCUUUCCUCUACUCCUCUCCCUCUUCCUCUCCCCCUCUUCCUUUCUUUUGCUGGCGGUGAGACAGGAACUGGGGAGAAACGCUGCUCACCCCAACACCCGCAGGUACACACACACACACACACACACACACCUCUUGCGCACACCCCAGCGCCUGUUCCUGGCUGCCACCAUCAGCCUGGAACUCCAGUUGCCUACAACUCUACUAGUCGCUGACUUGAUUCUCUUUUGUAUUUUUUUUUUUUUUUUUUUUUUUUUUUUUUUUUUUUUUUUUUUGGCACUCACCAGACCCCCAGGCCCCCAAGGAGGUCUGGAGAUAGAGGAACUCACUGUCUGGGGGAGGGGUAGGACAAAGGGCGGGAAGGGGGUGGAAACCUUGUUUUCUAGAGAACUAUUUUAUUUGUAUCCACUGUCCCUUGUGAGGACGGACUCGGGUGGGAGCUGGUCACCGAAGGUGGCUGACAGAGUACAAGCCCACAGUAAAGCGACUUCACAGCUGC